Messenger RNA from Neolamprologus brichardi, 1923 nucleotides. Lineage: Eukaryota; Metazoa; Chordata; Actinopteri; Cichliformes; Cichlidae. The record is from RefSeq and is a predicted model, not a curated record.
CUUUCCACCAGCAGCUGAGGAGCACGGAGAGAGAGGGCAGUUAGUCCGGCCCACGCACGCCGCUCACCGCAGCAGCGCUGACUCACCAGACUCUGCACAACUUUCAUACUUCUGAUCUCUGCUCGGAGCUCAGCCGCUCCCCAUCGCUCCUCUUUGCCUGACGCUAAAGUCUCCCCUCGCAAAGACCCGAGGUCCGUCUUCUUCUCAGAGGAGGACACCUGAAGCUCGGCCCUCAGGAGGUGAUUGGGCACGGCGAUGACGGAGGAGUGACGGAGGCGCUCAGACACCGGAUCAGCUCAUCAGAGAGGAGAGACGGGCGUGAAAGAGACGGAGAAAAGUCCUCAGACAUGACGGAUGUUUGCUUACAGUAGUCGCCUCAUGAGGAGCAGAGAGCAGCUGCAGGCCCCAAAACGUCUCCGAUCCUCUGCCCAGCAUUCCACCGUCGCUCCCUCUGCCGCCGCCGCCGCGUGUUCUCACGUGUAGAUAAACCAUGGACUUCUCCUGGUUCCUUCUCCUCGUGUCGGCCGCCGUCUUCGUCUCCAUCGUCCUCCUGGCCGUCAUCUGUUUGGACUGCAGGAACAAAGGUCCACUGCGGUCCAUCCAACAAACAGCUUCAGAAGAGUACACAUCACCUGAAUUCAGAGUCAUCCAUCCAGCUCCUCUCUCCAUGCCAACUUCCAGAAGCCUUGCGAGCGGCAGCAUCAGCGUUGCCCAGCCGACCCUACCCCCGAACCCCAUCAUCAUCACAACCCCUCCACCUGACCCCCACCUGCGGCUUCCUUUUUCGACCAAACUGGAGCACAGACCUUACACCCCAACAGAAACUGAACCUGAGAAGGACGUUGACGAUCACGAUAAUUACAUAGAGGUGUUACCCGACAAUCCGGAGGAGAGCAAAGGAGUCCCCGCGGACAUCGAGAGCCGAGCCUCGACGCCCAGUUCAGAUCAUAAUUACGUGAACCUCGAUGAAGAAGAAGACGACGACGACGACGACAAACCCUAUGAGAACGUGGCACCAAUAGGUAUAUUGCACCAUGCACCUGACGCUAUGCUCCAACUAUCCGGUACCUUCCCCCGACGUGCGACUUAUCAAACGUCCACUCCGGGUUCAUCCGCUCAGAGCAGCGACGACGAGUACGAGGAGUCCAACUACGUCAACCAACCUAUGGGACUAGUCAACCACUGACGGCCACAUCGAGCGUUCACCUUCCUCCACAACGACGUCCGACCACAGAGUUUUUUUUUCUUUUUUCUUUUUUAAAGCUGAACGACUGAGAAAAGAAACUGAGAUGAAGACCUGAAACACCUUCCUCCCCACUUCCUGCAGGCUCAGCAGUGUCAGUGUGAUCAGACUUUAAAGACGGAGGCGUAAAACUGCACAUUUGAAACUUCCACUUUGGCCAUCAGAUACCUGGAAACCAGGUAAAUGCCAGACGUGCUCUGGAGGAAUCCAUCCUGUUCCAGCGGCGUCCUCGGUCCAAACAGGAAGUUUUGCUUCUUUGGUUUUGUGUAAAUAUCUGCUGGAGUGUUUUUGGACCUUUAUGCUGCAGUUACACUCGGGAACCUGGAGCGGCGCGACUCGACCGGAAAUGACAUGUGAUCUGUUUACGGUGAGGAUUUGUGUUUGCAAAAUUACACACUCGGCAAUUUUGUAGAGCAAUAAAACCAGAAUACAACCAGCCGAGCGUCCCCGCGGCAGACGAGUCCGAUCAUCGCGCCAGCCCAUCACAGCGACCGCAGACGGCCUCACGCCAGCCGUCACCUUAUUUAAAUAAAUUAAAGUAAUAACCGUCAGUCCGAUUUCGUUUCCUCCUUAGUGGGUAGACUGCCGUCCCAUUUUCAAACCGGCUCCCCCUACAGGCUGGAACCGGAACAGGAAGUCAGUUGCUGUGUCCCAAUUCAGGGUCUGCACGCUUGAAGUAC